Messenger RNA from Fomitopsis serialis, 624 nucleotides. RefSeq lists its product as uncharacterized. Bases 1 to 624 code for a protein of 207 amino acids. The record is from RefSeq and is a predicted model, not a curated record. NCBI's taxonomy places the organism in Eukaryota, Fungi, Basidiomycota, Agaricomycetes, Polyporales, Fomitopsidaceae. The transcript is spliced from 4 exons.
AUGGCGGUCACCACGAUCUCAGGCUUUUCGGGCCCGCCCACCGCCAGCCAGACCUUCGGUACGUUGCGCCUCCCCGACCCCAACGCGCGCGUCCGCCGCCGCCGGCGCAGAUCGCGCUCCCCGACCCCGCAGCGCGUGCCCGACUCGGAUACACGCACGCUCAGGCCGAAGGAGAACGGCACGGUGCGCGUGACGGGCUACGACGCGUACGCGACGACCGCGAUCAGGACCGCGACCGCGACCGCGGCGGGCGAGGACGUCCUCGCGCUCCCGUGGGCGGGCGGCGACUCUGUGAUAUCGCUCAUGAAACGGAUAGAGGACCUGCUCUGCAUCCCACUCAUGUACUGGCGACUCGCGUGCGACGGCGAGGUGCUCGACCCCACCGCGUCGACGAUCACGCACCCGCACUUCCUCAACGGCCCGAUCGUAGACCUCGUCCUUGUGCCUCUCGGUGCGUUGGAACAGUUCGCGGACGAUCACAAGCCCGCGACGACGCCGCGGCUAGCUUCGCAAGCCCCCGAGGUGGCGGCGAGUUCGAUGAACAUCGCGGAAGCGCGCGGUGCGCAGGACGGCUGGUCCUCGCUAACGCUGACGGAGGCUCCUCGCGAUGGAGGCCACCGGUAG